UAGAGUACCAUUCCGAAUUUCAGGACAUUGUCCAGGGUUCGAAUUCUCAUCCCUGUAAUAUGUUGGGCAUUUAAUUCUGGGUUGUUUAGCCUUGUAUCCAGCUUCAGAGCUGACGUAGAAUUCAUCCAGAAACUUGGAAGCACCUUCACUGAUCAAAUAACCUACCUUGUUUCUUUUGCAAACCAAAGAAAAGCAGAAAGAAUAGUUCGAAUUAAGCCACAAAUAUAAUGGAAAACCCAAGUAAUUUAGCGAGGGUAAAAAAUCUGCUUGAAAAAUGGGAUGUCCGUGUUUUCAUAUUAGUCAGUUUGUUUAUCCAAGCAUUUCUCACAUUACUUGCACCCUUUCGAAAAUCAAGUGCAAGUACAUUCCUCAGUUUUCUGAUUUGGCUGCUGUAUUUAUCAGCUGAUGCAAUUGGAGUAUUUGUAAUUGGGCUGAUCUCCAGCAAUGAAGGUGAUACUCCGCACACUAUAGAACUACUUGUGUUUUGGACACCAUUUCUUCUGUUACAUCUUGGUGGUCCAGACACAAUUACUGCUCUGGCUUUAGAGGAUAAUGAGCUAUGGAAUCGACACGCUCUUCAAUUGGCUACUCAGGUAUCCAUCACUGUUUAUGUCUUCUUCCAAUCGUUUCGAGAAAACAGACUGUGGAUACCUGCAGUACUUAUGUUUGUGGAAGGUUUGAUCAAAUAUUUCGAGCGAACCUGUGCUUUGUUUUUCGCUAGCACAGACAGUUACAGAGACUCCCUAGUUGCUGAACCUGAACCUGGGCCUAACUAUGCCAGGUUAAUGGAAGAGUAUAAUUCCGCGAAAGGGGCUUAUAUUCCUACUGAUUUCGAAGGUAAAGAUGGGCGUUUAGAAGGCGGUGCAAGGUCAGAUGAAAGAGAUGGCCUAGUCGAAAAUGAUCAAAACCAGUCUGCAGCUGAUGAUGGCAGUGACCCAACUGGUGUUGCUAAUUCUGAUCUAAAGCUGACACUUGAUGAAACAAAUGUCAAAGAAGCACAUCGCUUCUAUGAAAUGUUUAAAGCUCUACUAGCAGAUGGGUUUCUGAGCUUGAAAGAUCGUAAAGUAAGUCGUGACUUUUUUAUCUCUGUGCCUGUUAAAGAUGCUUUCAGGAUCAUCGAGAUUGAGCUCAACUUAAUCUAUGAUGUUUUCUAUACAAAGCUAUUUUUGUUGCAACGAAAACGAGCUUUUGCUCGAGUUUUCUGUUUUAUAUUCGUCAUUGCAUCCCUAUUGAUCUUCUCAAUUAAGGACAAAAGCAAAUACAAAACUGUUGACAUUGUAAUAACCUUUGUUUUGCUUCUUGGGGCCAUAGCUUUGGACAUAUGUGCUGCUCUUAUGUUUCUAUUGUCAGAUUGGUGGAUCAUUAUCAUUUCCUUUGAUGGCAAGAUGAAAAGCUACUUCCAGUGGAUUAUGGUUGUGUUUCUUAGGUGGUCAAGAAGAGCAAGACAACCCUGUCGUAGAAGAUGGUCUGAAUGCAUCUCAAAGUAUAACUUGCUAAAACGUUGCUUCAGGACGCCGCCUUCAUUCUUCAACUUCCAAUGCAUCUUUAGUAUAAAACGGAUCAGAGAUAUUUUGCUUGGAUUCUUGUAUGUGGAACGACACAAGGUCGAUAAAGAACUUGUCAAUUUUGUCAUAACAGAGCUAAAGAAUAAAGCUGAGCUAGCUACUGAUAUAGAGGUAGCCAAGGAAGUAUGCUCUUCCAGAGGUAGUUUAGUUUUAGAAGACGAUUAUUUCCUUGCUUCGGAUUGCAUUAGCCCUUGGACAGUAGAUGUUGAUUAUGACGAAAGCCUUUUAAUUUGGCACCUUGCUACUGACAUUUGCUACUGGACUUCCACUGAAGAUACAACAUCAGAACAUCGUAAUAUCAGUAAAGCACUCUCAGAUUACAUGUCAUAUCUGUUACUGAGGAAGCAAACGUUGGUAUCCUCAGUCGUGGGAAUGGCUGAUACACGGUUUGAAGACACUCGUGCAGAUGCGAAGAAGUUCAUGAAUAAUAAAAGCAUCAAGAUCAGCUGGCUUGCAGAUCCCUGGUGGACUGUGAAGCGGUUCAUAUGCAAGAAAUUGUGUUGUCGAACCAUGUCAGAGACAGAUGACAGUCCAUCUGUAAGAGUGGAAAAUAAAUUCUUUAUGAACUUUAGUAAGAAGUUGCUUGAAGUAAAGGCAGAUGUUCAGCCUAUUGUUGCCAAGGGUGAUAAAAGUAAAUCUGUGCUUUUUGAUGCAUGUCGUCUUGCUAAGCAGCUAGAAAUGUUUGGAGAAAAGAAAUGGGAGAUAUGCAGUAAAGUUUGGGUGGAGUUGCUCUGUUAUGCUGCUGUUCGUUGCUCGCCAAGAUCGCAUAUUGCACAACUAAGUAAAGGUGGAGAGCUUAUCACACUGGUGUGGCUAUUUAUGGCUCAUCUUGGCUUAGGCGAGCGCUUCCUGCAAAACCAGGGAUUCGGAUGGACUAAGCUUAUUAUUCAGAAAUGAGCACAUUGCUGACUUACAGUUGCAGGCUGCAGCUGUUAUUUCUGGCGAACAUUUUGUUUAUGGUCCUCUGCCCCCAACCCCUUCUAGCUCUUUUUCUUUGUAAUACUUUUUGGCUAGUUGUGUAGUAAAUUUCACAGCUUUGGUUUCAUUGAUACAAAGCAUUAUGUAUUGUGAUUAACAAGUGUAUUAUCACCCAA
Messenger RNA from Beta vulgaris subsp. vulgaris (sugar beet), 2659 nucleotides. RefSeq lists its product as hypothetical. Bases 228 to 2462 code for a protein of 744 amino acids. The transcript has a single exon. NCBI's taxonomy places the organism in Eukaryota, Viridiplantae, Streptophyta, Magnoliopsida, Caryophyllales, Amaranthaceae. The record is from RefSeq and is a predicted model, not a curated record.